Salarias fasciatus (jewelled blenny) is the source of this 1101-nucleotide messenger RNA. RefSeq lists its product as uncharacterized. Bases 130 to 744 code for a protein of 204 amino acids. Lineage: Eukaryota; Metazoa; Chordata; Actinopteri; Blenniiformes; Blenniidae. The record is from RefSeq and is a predicted model, not a curated record. The transcript is spliced from 4 exons.
GCAGGACAGGUCUACACAGCAGCAAGCAGCGACAGCAGAGUGCAAAAGCAGCAAAGCGACAAAUAAUUUGUAGCAAAGUGUCGAGGCAGGGCAAAACAGCAGCGUCUGAAGUAGAAGUGGAGAAGAAAUAUGACACAGUCUCAUCAGCUCAGCUCACAUUCAGCUGCAGGAGGGUUUUUGUUUCACUCUUUCUCACUGUGGGACAUCUUUGGCUCUGGGACUAAACUGUAUGUAACAGAGCAGCGGGUAGUGAAGCCUGUGGUGAGCGUGUACCCAGCAGCCUCCAGAGAUCCCCUGAAGAACCACCUGCUGUGUGUGGCCUCAGCCAUGUUCCCUCCUGAGGUCCAGUUCUCCUGGAAAAGACUGAAGCAGAACGGCGGCCUGGAGGAGCUGAACUCCAGAGAGGGAGAGCAGCUGGAGCUCAGAGAGUCGGGACGCUCCACCUCCAUCUUGGUGCUCGGUCAGCAUGAUGUUGAGACAAAAUAUCGCUGCUCUGUGAAGCACGAGGGAGGAACAGUGGAGGCUGAAACAGAGCAAGGUAAAGAAGUGCCGAUUGUUUUAUCUCUGUCUGUUUCAGUCAUAUAUCCUCCAGCCGUCCCUCCACCACACUGGUACAGAGAGAGGCUGCUCUGCCUGCAGUACACAGUGCUGAUAGUGAAGAGUGUGGUCUACUGCUUUGGACUCUCUCUGAUGAUGAUCCUCAGAAACAAAGGACCGUCCACCAGCUCCACACAUGCUGACUGACCUCCAAGAGCUUCACGUCUCACUCACACCUGGCAUAAAACCACAGAAUUUACAAUGAAAUAAAUAAAUGUCAAGUCAGAGCCUUGCUUUUAAAUUUCUACUCAAACAAGAACAAAAAACAUUUUAGAAGUAAACAUUAUCCUGAACACAUCUAACAACACAAUUAUGCAGACAACAAGAGGAUCUGAAGUCCAGCAAUUUUUAUUGAAAUAAAUUGCUUUCUUUUGUUGAUUAAAGUCAAUAAAAUGUGGUUUGUUAUUUGGUUUUGAUAAAGUUUCUAGUGCUGUCAAUUUUAAUCGCGAUUAAUCCAUUGAGGUCUGCCAAUUGAGUCAAAGAAAAGAACUAGAGGAUAAUAGU